Messenger RNA from Orbilia oligospora ATCC 24927, 4731 nucleotides. RefSeq lists its product as uncharacterized. The coding region runs from base 1 to 4731 and encodes 1576 amino acids. The record is from RefSeq and is a predicted model, not a curated record. The transcript has 3 exons. Lineage: Eukaryota; Fungi; Ascomycota; Orbiliomycetes; Orbiliales; Orbiliaceae. Gene Ontology annotation, molecular function: protein binding.
AUGAGCAGCCAUCUUUGGCGCGCCUACUUCGAGAAUGACUUGGAGAAGUUUAGAAGUCUUUUGGGUCUAUCUGAAGAUAGGACCGGAGGGACCAAUGAACAUCCCGCCGGGUCUUUAACGAAUGAGCAUUCCUUCGAUCUAUCAUCGCCACCAAGGAGACAAUCCACGUUUUCCGGUUAUAAUGCAAUUCCAGGCACCGAAUCCAGGGCUGUUACGCUAAAUCGAUUCCAAAUAAACUCGAGGCUACCUGCCAAUAUUAUUGCGAACCCAUUAGCACCGAUUACGGGUCUUACACUGCUUCAUCAUGCUGCCACAGCAAACAAGCUGGAAUUUGUAGAGGCGCUUUUGAAACACCCUCAAACGGAUCUGUUUCUCCAGGAUUUUGAGUCUGGUUGGACGGCUUUGCAUCGUGCCCUGUACUUCGGUAAUAUAAGUGUAGCAAAGCAAAUUUUGUCGAGGAGUGAGGGAGUCGGCCUAAUUAAAAUCAAGGAUAGAGAGGGAAACUCUCCAUUUGAAUUAUUCGAAUCGACGAUCAAAGUGGAAACCGUGAAGCACGGACUUAAACCCGAUAACACCGACGAAUUUGGCGAGGAUUCUGACGAGGAUAACCCAGAACCUGAACUUUUGGAUCUCGAGGUCGGCCAGUUCAAAGGAGAAUAUCUUGGAGAUGAAACCUUUAUUUGGGGAAGCAACAAGAACGUAUCUUUGGGAUUCAGCGAUGGCGAUGAUAGACAAUUUCCAGAGAGAAUGCCGAUACCGAGGCCGGAUUCUGAUGGGUCUCAGGAUUCCUUAAUCACGCUUGCCCCCAUCUAUGUGAAAGACAUCCAGUUGGCAAAAUUUCAUUCAGCCAUCAUAACAACUGCACUCUCGAAUAAUCUUUAUAUCUGCGGCCAUGGACAGGGUGGAAGACUUGGUUUGGGCCACCAGUCUACAGAGUUCACCUUUAGGCGAGUGGAACUCCCUCGAAGAGUGAGCACCGUGGCGUUAGGUCAGGGCCAUACUGUUGCCGUGCUGGAAAAUGGUGAUGUGUUUACUUGGGGAACUGGAAGAUACGGGCAACUCGGAUACCCAGCCAACAUCGACAAAAAUGACAAGGAGGAGUACCAGCUAGUUCCACGACAAGUUUUUACAAACUUGCGUAGAGAGAAAGUCAUUGGCGCGGCUGCAUCAAAGCAUCAUUCUGCGGUUCAUACUAUUGACUCCAUAUUCGUUUUUGGCAAAAAUGAAGGGCAACUAGGUUUGGUCGACGCCGACUCCAGAACAUUGGAAGCACAGACAUCUCCACGAAAAGUUGCGGCAGCCGUUCUAUCAGAGCAGCCGAUAUCAAUGAUCACAGUUACAGACAAAGCUACGGCUAUUCUUCUCGAGAACCACGACGUCUGGGUUCUCAUGAACUUUGGGAUAAUGAAACUUACAUUUCCUUUCGAACGGUUUCCGAACACGGGAAUUAAACCCACAAGACCAACGUCGAAGUACCAGAGUAAACCAAAUUUUAUCACAAAGAUCACUUCAGGGGGUAAUACCGUUGCUGCUCUAGCUAGAAUGGGAGAUGUUUUUACUAUUAAUGUCGAAAAAUCAACAGCCACCACGACUAGAACACUUCCCGUACCUCAACGUAUCUGGUCCCUGAGGAAGAGGCACAUGGCAGUUAGAGACAUCGAUGUUGGUCAAGAAGGGGCAGUGAUUAUCUGUACUGAAUCUGGAAGCGUGUGGCAGAGAACCAGGCGUAGUAAGGUCAAAGAAAUCCAAGGUUUGGGGAGUGCAUAUUCGACAGCUACUCCGGUCCCACAGCUGUUGGAUCGAGCAAAAGACUACAAGUUUGCCCGGAUUCCCGGUCUGACGCAUAUUGUGGGGGUCCGAAGCAAUGCAUAUGGCUCCUUCGCGGCUAUCCGAAGGGAUGUUGAUAUCCUUAAAACGAAACUGGAGGUUCGCAGACCGACUUUGUGGGACGAUUUGGGCUCUUUACUCUCAUUUCACGACGAUCUUAACUCACCUGGGGUCGAUGAAAACACUGAUGACAUUACAAAGCCGGAUCCAAAUGAUCUCCGACAACGAGCUAUGGAUUGGUUUCUACAGGAGGACUUCAUAAAUAUUCUCAAGGAAACGAUCCAUGAAAUGGACCUAACUGAGUAUGAUACUGUCAUUCGGUCUGCGGAACUAGAUGAUAUUGGAAUCAGCGUACCGGCGCACUCAUUCAUGCUUACUGGCCGCUGUCCACAGCUACGGUCCCUGUUUGCAAAAGCAAUGAAAUCUCGCACUGUCCAUCAUGAGGGUAUUGUCGAAUUACACCACCACCCCGGUGGCACCUUCGACUUGACAUUCAAAGGAGUCAAUUGGUUUUCACUCCUCAUCUUUAUAUUCUAUUUAUAUAAAGAUGUCGUCGUUACAGUUUGGACGAAAUUUAGCAAGAACAAAGAAAAAACGCUACUUUUCCAACGAGUACGGGCGGAUCUUGGAAUGCUUGCGAAUAGCUUAGGUCUAAAGCAGCUUGCCGCUAUAGCAUCCGGCCUCUAUUCAACCAAGCUAACGCUGGAUACUGAUCUUGAAGAGGCUCUCUCCGAUCCAUUUUUUCAAGAAACCGGUGAUAUGCUUCUAGGAUUGAAAGACGAUACCGUUAAGGUUCAUAGCUCCUUGUUGUGUGCAAGAUGUUCAUUUUUCGACGCUCUUUAUCACGGAGGUUCCGGACGAUGGCUUGCGACCCGAAAGGAAGAGGAAGAAUAUGCUGCUGACCAACUCAUUCGAGUUGACAUGAAGCAUGUUACGAUUGAGACAAUGGGUAUCGUUCUAAAAUUCCUCUAUUCAGACAAGUCCCUACAUUUAUUCGAUAGCGCAAAGGCGACGGAGGACGGGGUAGAUGCGUUUAUAGAUCUUGUUAUCGACGUUCUUAGUGUGGCUAACGAGCUGAUGCUCGAUCGACUGGUUGAAAUUUGCCAGAGGGUCAUCGGCCGAUUUGUCAACACCCGAAAUGCUACCUCUAUUCUCGCUGCAAUCUCGGAGUCUUCUGUCCCAACGUUUAAGGAGGUAUGCCUUGAGUAUAUUUUCAGAAAUCUAGAUACCAUGAUGGAGAUCCGUGCCCUUGAAGAGUUUGACGAGGAUCUGAUGGCAGAACUUGACGAAGCAGUCAAAGAACGCCAGUUGGCAUAUAUGCCGUUUAGUCGAAGUGGCCGUGCGGAGGUCGAGCUUCUUGAAAGGCAUCCGCACCUGGCCUCCUCCGCAGAAAACGAGCAGCAGGCACUGGUGCAGUUACUAGAAGGCGGGGCAAUGAGUAUUUCGAUGGCAGCAGAAGUGGACUUCGCAAGUUCCCCAGCCUCGUACAGGCAGUCAUCUAGCUUUCGUGCUGGAAGUUACGAAAAGCAGAGGCGUCGACGGUCAUCGAAAUCUGGCCAAGAAAGGCCACCAACUAAAACACCACCCCUGCUCCCGGUUCAAGGCAGCGAGCUUAUAUUUGAUAUGGAUGACGAGGACUCCAGCUCCAAGUCAAGAAAAACACCCAUAUCUCAGAGUCCCGCCCUUAACAGGAAUGAUUCAUAUGGGCUAGGUUCUACUCCUAAGACCGACGUGUGGUAUGACUGCAAGGGCAAACAGAUCAGUUUGGAAGGGGUCUCGAGCCAAGUCGGUCUUGAUGAAACUAUUCCUAAACCUUGGAUUUUAGGGCCUGGGAUACAGUCAGAUAAGCUUGAUAUGCGGGAGAUCAUAACGCAGGCCUCAAAGAACAGGACUAGCAAUCUUUCUCUUGGCCUGUCGUCUGCAUCAAUCGACCCGGCGGGCGUAGGUGGAUUACCCGCAUCAAACUUUAAUGCUCCGAUAACUACAAAAGUAUCCCAGAAAGAGCGUAAGCGUCAGCAGCAACUCCAGUCGCAACAAGCUGCAUGUAGUCCUGUGCCGCCUUUGGCUUCAACACCAGACAAAUCAAUUAUAACACCGAAGGCUUCACCAUGGAAGGCGGUGCGUUCGCCCUCUAAUCCAUUAUCACUUCAACAGCAGCCAUCUUCAUCGCCCCUAUCGACUCCACGGAAGGAUAAUACUCCGAGUAAACUACUCGACGUUUUCCAGACUCCCCCGCCCGCUCAAUCUCCACUAAACAUUAAUACGCCGCCAAGACAAGUUACAUCCCCCAAAGGAACACAACCUGUACCACCAAGGCAUAAUCUCCCGACUCCACCGCCCCAAGUGCAUACCCUCAGGUAUAAUAGCAGCGGCAAUGUGAUUCCAACAGACCCAUUGAAAUCUGUAUCUUCCCCAACGCAGCCACGCUCUGAGCGAUAUGACGACUUCCCUCCUCUAUCCGGGAGAGUAGAGCAAAUACAUUUACCUCUUGCCGAAAUCAUCCAACAAGAACAGAUUCAGCAAGAUAUCAUUAAGGGAAAAGGGCCUAAACAAAGUUUGCAAGAGAUUCAACAAGAGCAAGAAUUUAUGGAUUGGUGGGAAAAAGAGAGCGAGAGGUACCAGCAAGAAUCGCAAGGGAGGCAGGUAUUGCAACAGGAACAGAAGGCUGUAGGGGUGAACAGAGGAAGGGGACGGGGUGGGGCACGAGGCGGGAGGGCUAACUUUCGAGGACGGGGUGGAAAGUCGACUCAAAGUGGGCAAAAUCCUCAACUGCCGAAGGACGUGCCAGGCACCGCAAAACGAGGCCCCCCUGAAAAGGGUGUAAUCCGUGGAAGGAGAAGGGGAAGAGGUAAGGGAGGCCAAGAAGCGAAUACCUCUGCUGAGGCUUCUGUAAAAGUUCAAUAG